Dothidotthia symphoricarpi CBS 119687 is the source of this 1175-nucleotide messenger RNA. RefSeq lists its product as uncharacterized. The coding region runs from base 83 to 946 and encodes 287 amino acids. The transcript is spliced from 2 exons. The record is from RefSeq and is a predicted model, not a curated record. NCBI's taxonomy places the organism in Eukaryota, Fungi, Ascomycota, Dothideomycetes, Pleosporales, Dothidotthiaceae.
CCCCUCUACUGAGAACAUACUUACCUCCAACAACCCACAACUUCGUAACUGGAAAAGGAUCCGAUUAUAGCUCUGAGCAAAGAUGACCAGUAAUUGGGCACGCUCCCAAGGCCAGGGUUGGUUACGCAGCCUCUUUGGACAGGACAUCACAGAGCCUCUGAAGGAACAUCCACUGCAGAUCUUCCACAUACUCGAGGAUUUGAUGUCACACAAAGCCUCGUCAAAGGAUUCAGCCACCAAAACAGCAUCUCUUGUCGCCUCUCAUCCGGAUGCUUAUUGGGACCUUAUCGGAAUAUAUCUCGGCGCGGCUGUGAGGAUCGCGGAUGAGGACGCCCUGAGAGCACUUGUGGAUUACAUCGUAGAACUGGCGAGCCUUCCCAACGCUUUCAACGAGAGUCAAGAAGCGGUGGUCGUCGAUCACGUAGGCUACGCGGGUGCGUCGGUGCGGAUAGAACCUGGCGAACUACUCGCGAUGGGAGACGGAGGGAAGAAAUUAUGGAGGGACUUGCCGAAUUUCAGUAUGGAGAUAACGGAGCGCUUACAAGGGCCUGAGUUAUACCUUCACGACAUCCGUUCUCCGGCCAACUAUGAGACUGCAAAGACAUUAUGGAGGAAUUUCAACACUUACCUCGCCCUCCUUGCUACGAGUGCUAGUGCCCAAGAAAUACCAGUUCUCGCAAACAAAGUCAGACUAGCCUGCACGACCUUCAAGAUGGCGCUAGAAAACUCGCCCGAGACACGAGUGGGAAAGAAUGUUCAUCUGCAUGUACCUGCCGCUGCGGAGUGGUUCCGGAUUGCGGGAGAUGAGAUUGAAAAGUUAUGCAAGGAUGGGACGGAAACAAAGCAUCCAGGAGAUCUUUGGGUUAGCCAAGGGGGUGGAGAGGUGUGCGACAGUGCAAGGCUAAGCUUUUGGAAAAAGAGGAUGUUGGAGUUGGGGUACAAGUAGGCAGAAGAAAGAACAUAAGUUUCAGGCCGCGUGCAACUACCCAAGUCUGAGGAUGUUAUCAAUGAAAGCUUAGGUUAAGCUACUAAUGAUAUUGGAUCUGUUCAAAUACAUUUUCAUAGCUUAGAGCGGCGCCCAUGCCUCAGUGUUCCUUGGAUUCCCUCGACAACUACUUUAUAGACUAGGUGGGACGCCUCAGAUGGUAGUAUUGAUGCGCCCAGCAACAAUCAAC